This is a messenger RNA of Acipenser ruthenus (sterlet), 4565 nucleotides long. RefSeq names its product serine/threonine-protein kinase ICK-like. Gene Ontology annotation, molecular function: protein serine/threonine kinase activity; ATP binding. The transcript is spliced from 13 exons. The record is from RefSeq and is a predicted model, not a curated record. Gene Ontology annotation, biological process: intracellular signal transduction; intraciliary transport; cilium assembly. Lineage: Eukaryota; Metazoa; Chordata; Actinopteri; Acipenseriformes; Acipenseridae. The coding region runs from base 490 to 2253 and encodes 587 amino acids. Gene Ontology annotation, cellular component: cilium; cytoplasm; nucleus.
UCGGUACCAAACACAACAACAGCACGGUUCAGCGUCUCCUAGGUCCGUUGGCGACCAUAUAUUUCUAGAGAUCGACCCAUAGCAAAACAAAUAAAAAAACGCUCAGUUCUAAACUCCGCCCAAAGGCGUGUUUACGAAAAAGUGGAUUUAAAGGCAAUUUUAUUAGGUUCACCCGCCACGGUCUUGCACCGCCCUAAAGGAAGCCCACUGCGCAGAGUUGACUGCCUGCGCCAUGUUAUUUGCCAAGCAGUAUGGAGUUGUUUGGGUGGCAGCGAACGGGAUGUCAUUAACUAUCAGUGGUGUGGAUUGAUAGUGAGCAGGUAAAAGCGAAGCCUGUAGAAAUAUGAAUUCUACAGACCUGAGCGCAGCCUCCUAUGUUCUCCGCUGCUGCUGUCACAGAAAAACCUGGUUGCACUCAACAGGAGGGCUACCCAUCCUGAAACAAAACAUUUGGUUUGUAGAGCUAUGCUGAAAGUGUGAAGGAGCAUCAUGAACAGAUACACUACUCUCAAGCCGCUUGGAGAUGGGACCUAUGGUUCUGUUCUCCUGGGAAGAAGCCUCGAGUCAGGACAACUGGUUGCUAUUAAAAAAAUGAAAAGGAAGUUUUAUUCUUGGGAAGAAUGCAUUAAUCUCCGGGAGGUCAAGUCCCUGAAGAAAUUAAACCAUGCCAAUGUAGUCAAACUGAAGGAAGUUAUCCGGGAAAACGAUAAUCUUUAUUUUGUGUUUGAAUAUAUGAAGGAAAAUCUCUACCAGUUGAUGAAAGAUAGGACCAAGUUGUUUCCUGAAUCAGCUGUAAGAAACCUCAUGUAUCAGAUACUGCAAGGAAUGGCCUUUAUUCAUAAACAUGGAUUUUUUCACAGAGACAUGAAACCUGAAAAUAUCCUGUGCAUGGGUCCAGAACUUGUUAAAAUAGCUGACUUUGAAAUUAGAUCUCGACCGCCUUAUACUGAUUAUGUCUCAACAAGAUGGUACCGCGCACCUGAGGUUCUUUUGAGGUCCACUAAUUAUAGCUCUCCAAUUGACCAGUGGGCGGUUGGCUGUAUUAUGGCAGAACUCUACACCCUAAGGCCUCUGUUUCCUGGUUCAAGUGAAGUCGAUACAAUGUUUAAAAUCUGCCAGGUAUUGGGGACACCAAAAAAGAAUGACUGGACUGAAGGCAUUCAACUUGCUGCAGUGAUGCAUUUCCGCUGGCCACAGUGUGUCCCCAGCAACCUGAAGACCCUGAUUCCUAACGCUAGCAGUGAGGCGAUCCAUCUCAUGAGGGAUAUGCUGCAGUGGGACCCAAAGAAGCGCCCUACAGCCAGUCAGGCACUUCGUUGUUCCUAUUUCUAUGUUAGUCAAGCCUUGGGGACUCCUCGGCAAUUGCAAGAGCUAGAGAAACCACAAACAAAGCCACAACAACUACCACAGCACCUGAAACCUGUGCGUCCUCCUCAGCCCCCACCUCUGCACCAGCACCGCUCCCCAUCUAGACCCUUACAACAAAUCCAGCCUGCUCAGCACCCAACGUAUCCACACAAGACUGACUCUACACAGGAGGUGUUUGACAGAGCAACACAACUGGAAGGACAGACCCGGCCUCACCAGCCUCUCUUUCCUGUGUUAAAAGCCAAAGAGUCUUUGCUGAAAGCGGCAGCACCAGAGACAGAAAACUCAGGCCCUCCUGUUUUUCAUGACAAUCCAAAAGGUAGUAGACGACGAUGGGGUCACGUUUCAGGUGUUUUGAAAAGCUCAGAUGACUGGGAGGGCUUUGAGGAGAUGGAAACGAAUUCUCUGAAUAAAGCAAAGAUGGCGAAUGACAACAGGAGACAAGGAGAAGAUGCACUGGGCAGAUUUGGAAGUGUCUUGGCUCUCAAUCCAUCAAACAGCAAAGGGAUUGGCAGUCUUCCAAAUGUAAAUAACUUGCUUUCAUAUCAAGAUCCGACUACAUCUAGGGCGAUGUCAGCUAAACAGCAUUACUUGAAACAGUCUAGGUAUUUACCAGGCAUAGGAGCAAAAAAGAAUUUGGUGACCAAUCCACGCAAAUACCACACAACAAACAAUUUGUGGGCAGGUGUCGGUUUGCCCUUGGGAGUCAUUGGUGGAGCCUUACCAGGUAGCAGAACCACUCCAGCUUAUGCAUCCCAUCGAAGCCAACCCUCAACAUUUGCUCCGCCUUCCAAGAGCACAUCUGGGCUAAUGCCGCGGCCACCACCCGUGCAAGCUAUCCAUGGGAGGACAGACUGGACUUCGAAAUAUGGUGGACAUAAAUAAGAAUUCAAUAUAUGCACCGUUCAACAUAAGAAAACUGAAACAAGACGUAUCCAUAUCCUUCUGCUUCACCUAAAAUUCUAGUAGUGCAAGAGGACAUGGCAGAUUGCCCUCAGUGUGCAACAUACUUGCAUGUUAGACCAGUCACUUUGUGAAUUAGUUUAAGUAAUGGUAUGUGCUGAAGAGAGCAUAAUGUAUAAUGCUGCAUUCAGUGUUUGUGUCAAUAUAACUGUCAAUCAUUAUUGUAAUACUGUGCUUUUCACUUGAGGAGGGGAAAACAUGUGCUUUUAGUAUACAGCAAUAAUGUGUUAAUUUUGUAACUUUCUGUAAUUGUAAACUUGGUUGCUUUUCUGCAAGGAGAGUCCGCCCCUAACCAACACGUCAUCAGCAAGCGCAUAAAGGCUCCAUGUUUUAUUCUCCCAUGUCGCUUCUUUUGUUUUGGCCUCUUACAUGCUGGGAAGGCAAAACGGGAGUUGACCGCUUAGAGCCUGGAGGAAGGGCAACCCUCAGCCACGGAUUCCCUGAGGUUUCCCCCUACCUCAAAAAUUAAAAAUAUGUGAAUAGGGGGUUUUUCCUUACCUGAGUGCCGAGCGGUUUGUAUUUAGUUCUGUGGGGUGCGUGGUCAGGCUGGAGAAGGGCUCUUUUCCCCCAGUGCAGUCAUGCUCUGGGGGACAGGCUGUGUCUCAGCUGCUCAUUUUCAUAACUUCAAUAUUUUGGGGGGUAGGUGGCAACACACCACUGUGGGGUGCGUUAAUCAUUUAUUAUUAUUUUGCAUUGAUGGUUUGGUGGCCUCGUCUUUGGGGGGAGGUGACCCAUAGCCACUUUCUAUCUGCGGCACUGGGAUGCAUGUAACGGUUCAUGUAUUUCCAUCCAGCCUCGUGCAGGUAGCCAUCGAGGCCUCCGGGCAAAUUUAUCAUUCACUUGGGCCCUGAGCACCCAUCACAGUUCAUUAAAUCUGCAAUUGCAAUCAAUAAGUCAUUCAUUCAUUCAUUGUGGAUUCUCUGUGCUGAAAUGUAUAAUCUGUAUCGCUAGGUUUUAAAGAUGGCUACAUUUGUAUGUAUGUUUGUUUGUUUUUUCACAACUGUUUUUGUAUAAGUUUUGUACAAGAGUAAUUCAUUUAUUUUAAUGGGAAUGCAGAUUGAAUAUUUCAACUACAAUCAAAACUCCUUUUAUAGAGUGAGGAAGCUGAUUACAAAUCAGUAUCUUUUUUUUAUUUUUAUUUAAUGCUCAAAUGAUGUGUGGGUUUACAUGUGCAUAAUUUUCUAUUACCUUACUACAAAGCAAAGUUUUGUCAAAGCAAAACAUCGCAAAAGCUGUGAUGCUUUGUGUCAUAAUGCUUUUUUUUUCAUUUUUAAAGUGUAGAUAUUGCUUUAUUCAUUUAUACUUGUCAUUCUUAUUAGUAAUAUGUUCUUUCUGAUUCAGAUUUGUUUGUGCUUAAUAUAGAGUUUACAGACCACGUUUCACAAAUUGCAAUACAAACAGCAGCUGUUGUGUUAUGUCUCAGUUCACUAAAGUUGCUUUUCCAUAUUUACCGGUUGUUUGAUUUAAAUCCCUGCAAUAUGGUGACAUUUUGCACACAACUCCAGACAAAUACUUGACAUAUUCAGGUUUGCUAAAUGUGGUCUGGAAUCUCUUAAAUAUGUAAUGUGCGUAUACCAUAGAAAUGUGCAUUUUCUUGAAGAAAAAGUACAGUGCCACUGUUCAACUGAACAUUAAAACUGUUUCUGCUUUAUGUUGAGAAAACUCUGCUAUUUGAUCAGUAAGUACAGGUUCCUUUUAAGGAACGGGUUUUGUUAUUGAUUGCAACACAGUUCUUUUAAAAGUAUUUAAGUUUGACAAAGCUGGUCUUCCAAUUUAGAAUACAGUGCUUCACGUUGUAUAGACACAGUAUAUGCUGGCAGCAUUUGAAGAAGAAACAUUUUUAUUUUAUUGGUUUUUGUUUUGUUAUUAUAAAACUGUCCAUUCACACAAAGUGUUGUAUACAAAAAUAUCUCAAAUAUAUCCAUUCCAAAAAUGCAUUAUAUAUCUAUUUGGUGAGUGCUUCAUUUGCGGUGGAAUGCCAGCCGAUUUCUUAAAAAUGCUAGUUGCUGAAACCUUGAACCAUAUUCAGUGUUGUGGUGAAGUUGUUAUCUUGGUUCUACUUGGGGAACCUGUUUGUAAUACCCUAAAGAGUAUUAAUGGACAUUUGCAGGAUUAUCUGAUCCUGCUGAAAAUAGUAACCAGUUAUUUUUCUAUAGGUACAUGAUCAUGUUUUGUACUUUACAACUUUGUACCACAUAAAAUAUUUUAUAAACAUUAAAAUAUGUUUAAGUGUC